This is a messenger RNA of Trichomycterus rosablanca, 861 nucleotides long. It is a transcript of the gene hey2, whose product is annotated as hes-related family bHLH transcription factor with YRPW motif 2. Bases 1 to 861 code for a protein of 286 amino acids. The transcript is spliced from 5 exons. The record is from RefSeq and is a predicted model, not a curated record. Gene Ontology annotation, cellular component: nucleus. Lineage: Eukaryota; Metazoa; Chordata; Actinopteri; Siluriformes; Trichomycteridae. Gene Ontology annotation, molecular function: DNA-binding transcription factor activity, RNA polymerase II-specific; RNA polymerase II cis-regulatory region sequence-specific DNA binding; protein dimerization activity. Gene Ontology annotation, biological process: regulation of neurogenesis; circulatory system development; regulation of transcription by RNA polymerase II.
AUGAAGCGACCCUGCGAGGACAGCAGCUCCGACAGCGACCUGGACGAGACCAUCGACCCGGGCAGCGAGAGUCACUACCCCGGGCAGAGCAGCAGUUCGUUCUUGCGCUGUGCGUCUCCCACCACCACGUCUCAGACCAUGGCUCGAAAGAAACGACGAGGGAUUAUCGAGAAGAGGCGGAGAGACCGAAUAAACAACAGUUUAUCAGAGCUGCGGCGCCUGGUACCAACGGCUUUUGAGAAACAAGGAUCUGCCAAACUGGAGAAAGCUGAAAUUCUGCAGAUGACAGUAGAUCAUUUAAAAAUGCUACAGGCUACAGGAGGGAAAGGUUACUUUGACUUCCACUCUCUCGCCAUGGACUUCAUGAGCAUCGGCUUCCGCGAGUGUCUCACCGAGGCGGCUCGUUACCUGAGCUCGGUGGAGGGUCUGGAUUCCAGCGACCCGUUACGCGUCCGUCUCGUCUCUCACCUCAGCAGCUGUGCGUCUCAGCUAGUCGCCUCGACUGUCGCGCACCACCCGCAGGCCCUGCACCCGCUUCACCCUCUGCACCCCCUGCCCGCCGCUUUCCUGACGCACGGCGCACCUUCACCCUCGUCCUCGUCGUCGCCGUCGGACCCGCAGCGCUCCUCCUUCUCGCACGCGGGCAGCAUGGCGCCGCCGAUCUCCACCUCCUUCCUCUCGCUUUCGGCCACGUUCCCUCUGUCGUUUCCGGCCGGAUUCCCGCUGUUCGCACCGGGCAUGACGACGUCAGCGACCGUCAGCCCCUCGAUAUCCGGCUCGUCUUCCACCCAGCAGAGCAGCUCCGGCUCGGGCGGCACCAAACCGUACCGGCCGUGGGGGACUGAAGUGGGAGCCUUCUGA